ACUUGGGUGCACAUUUGAUAAAUAGCUUGACAAUGGAAGCCAACACAUACUUACUUCGUAUAAUCAUUUGACCUUUCUUUGUAUUUUUCCAUGUCCAUUUACGGUCCCCUCUACGCGAGUAAUAUGUAGAUCAUUGUGUCCUCUGGCCUCCUGGUCCGGUCAGAAGAACACGUGUAUGAAGCGCAUGUGCCCCAUUUACGCUGAAAGUUAAUUUCCGCCUCAAAUGGCUGAGCCUGUCCAUCACACACCCAGCGAUAGAGAUGUUCAGAUCGUCCGGUAUCUUUUCCAAACUUUACUUCCAUUAGAGCUCGUCGAUGUCAUUAUUGAGGACGCUGAAUACUGGCCUUGUAUCCAUGUUGAACGAUCCGAGCCAAUAUUGGUCGACGCCAAAAGAUCUAUUAGUCGGGGGCUCAAAAUGGCUUGGUGUUACCUUGUUUCAUCACCUGUACCCGAAGCUUUGGAUUCCGCAGGACAGAGUUUGGGACAAAGUAGAGUACGAAGAGUGGAUCUAAAGGUGCAAGGCCAUGAUCAAGGCUGGGCAACCCAUCCAGGGCCAUGGUCCUGGUUUGAAGCCACCAUUAUCAAGGCGUUCCGCGAGUCCAAUUUAGUUUGGCUGCCCGCAGCGUUGAACGGUCCUGUUGAUCCAGCGAGUGUCUUGGCUGGAUCAAGCUUCGAUCAGACAUUUGAAGGCUUCACUCGCUGGCACAUCGCUGCCAAUGCGAUUGCUACUCAAGUUAAACAGGAUCAUUCAGUCGUAUGGACUGAACAGGAGGCCCAAACUCCUGGGAAUGUCAAAGGUUUGAGAGGGCGUGAAAGUCUUGGACAUGAGCUGGUCAGAGCCCUACAGCCAGGUGAUAGGAUUGCAAUUUUGGCAUUAGCAGAGCAAUGGGGAUGGGAGAAUCACGUCUAUAACGCCUCUAUCGAUAUUUAUUAUUCUGUAUAGUCAUGAACGUUCAGUGUCAGCGCUGUGUAUGAAUGGUCUCUACACUACUUACGAAUGCAUGAUUAUCCAUUCGGAAUUGAUUCGGAAUCUUACAGUAACUGUUGUACUUAAGAUCUGCCAGUGUCAUCUACUCAUAGCUACUCAUAUACCCCACACAGCUACCUGUUUCCCCUACUCACCCUCACCACACAUUCAAAUGCCUCGGUCUGUUCGCCACACACCCAGCGAAGGAGAUGUCCGAAUCGUCCGGCAUCUCCUCCGAACUUUUCUUCCGCUAGAGCUCGUAGAUGUUAUUAUUGCGGAUGCUGAAUACUGGCUUUGUAUUCACGUUGAACGUUCUAAACAAAUACGGGUGGACGCAAGGAUAGCUCUUGGUCAGGGAUUCAAAUUGGCUUGGUGUUAUCUUGUUUCGCCACCGAUACCGGAAACUUUAAGUUCUGUAGGACAGGGCUUGGGACAGAGGAGA
Molecule: messenger RNA, 1409 nt
Organism: Lentinula edodes (shiitake mushroom)
Lineage: Eukaryota; Fungi; Basidiomycota; Agaricomycetes; Agaricales; Omphalotaceae
Exons: 3
Coding region: 224-943 (239 amino acids)
Source: RefSeq, a predicted model, not a curated record